Molecule: messenger RNA, 6665 nt
Organism: Ochlerotatus camptorhynchus
Lineage: Eukaryota; Metazoa; Arthropoda; Insecta; Diptera; Culicidae
Exons: 7
Biological process (GO): microtubule-based movement
Molecular function (GO): microtubule motor activity
Source: RefSeq, a predicted model, not a curated record
ACAAGGGUAGCGCAUUGCACUCUUGUUUCGUGUGCAAGGCCGAGAUGUGCCCUCGUACUCGCCCGCUGGAACGUGGUCGGGGUGCGCAGUACGGCAUACCGGAAGAAGCGAUACCGCCGGGAGCACGUGUUUGCAAUACGUGCCAAUGCAAGUCAGUGAAAUCUAGAUAUACGCAUUGUCCCCUGCCGACCUGUCCCAAUCCGAAAGAUAGAGUGAAACGUUUCCGAAAUCUUCCACCGCGUCUCUUUGAACUCUCACCGGAGAUCCGCGAUCCAAUCGUUCAAGAGCUACAAAUUCCACCUAACGUGACAAAAUGUUGUUCCGCUUGUUUGACUCGUAUUCGUCGCAAGAUGGGGCCACAUUUAAAUCUUACCGACGAGGAAGUUGCACGAAUGAAAAAGCUGUUGCAAGAUGUUGGUCCCAAAUGGAACCAACUGGCAGAAACCAUGAACAAAACUCCCGUUGCGUUGAAAAGCUUUUACAUUCAUUACAAGAAAAAAUACAGCUUUGAUCUAGCUGUGACUGAGUACUACAAACUGCAUCCUGGCGAAGAUCGUCGCCCGGUAAUGACCGAUGGCGAUGAAUCAGAUAUGAGUGCUUCCUCUUCAGAUGAACGGGACGCAAGCAGCGACACGACUGCUUCCGCUGAGAGUCCUAACAACUCCGUUCCACUGAAUGUCACGAAAGAGGAAAUCAUCGCAGUUCCUGAAACAUUGGCCCCACCACCUCUUACCAAAAGUUUCGAAGACGAUCGGUUGUUGCCACCUGGUCAGCCGCCUAGGAAACAGAAGCUCACCGAAGAGUAUGACAGUUCGGCUACUGAGACGGCAGACGAGGAAAACGAAACCUCACCUGCAAACCGACAGAGUCCUAAAGUACUUUAUCCUCCGCUAGGUGGAGUAAAUCCCGUUAUGUCUGUGCACCACUCUUCUAUGCAGAACGGACCUCGCGGCAAUGAUGUUGGCUCACCUCUGAAUGUUCGGGAUGUGAUGCUGAAUGUGAUAGAAAGAUCUGUAAUGUCCAACAAUUCAGCGAAACCACCACCGAUGAAAUCUAUCGGUGAGUUAUCUUUUACACCUCGAGAUUACAGGGAUUUGUCGAAGGUGCCACCCAAUCGACCCUCUUCGGGAGAAAUGGCAACUCUUUCAGUGGUGAAUUCCCUUCCUCACGGUCAACCGAAGAUCAUAUCUCAUCAUCCCCAUCCGAUGAGUUCUCAAAUACAGGCAACCAUUACGCCUGUUCCACAGCAGCAGCAGCAGCAACAACAGCAACAACAGCAACAGCAACAACAACAGCAACAGCAACAACAACAGCACCAACAACAACAACAACAACAACAGCACCAACAACAACAACAACAACAGCAGCACCAACAACAACAACAACAACAACAACAACAACAACAACAACAACAACAACAACAGCAGCACCAACAGCACCAACAGCACCAACAGCACCAACAACAACAACAACAUCAACAGCAACAACAGCAACAACAACAACAACAACAACAACAACAACAACAACAACAACAACAACAACAGCAGCAGCAGCAACCUCCGCAAUUGCUAGCACAGACUCAGCAGAUUCCACCUUCGCUGCAGCAACAGCAGCAACAAGCGUCACAAUCACAGGCUCAAUCUGUCCAGCUAUUGCAGCAGCCUUCGCAGCAGCCAGUCAGCUCUAGUGCCCACGAAAAAGAUGUCCCGGUGGUCUUUGUAAGAGAUGAACCGGUAACACUCGAUCUCAGCAUUAAAAAGCCUCAGCGGGACAAUUUCCCUCCACCUGCGCACAACAGUAAAAUGCCCAGUGUACCUUCUCAGUCAGUUCCACUUCCUCCGCACUCUUCGAGUGGCGGAAGCACAAUAACGUUGUAUCGUACGGACAACUUUCCACCGCCGAGCCAUCAGCAGCAACUACAGAACAUUCCAGUGCAUGGGCCGCCCUAUGGGAUGAGCUACCACGGCGAGACGAUGGGACGCCCAUCUAAGUCACCCUCUGGUUAUAUUACGACCGUACCUGGAGGACCACCGAUGUCUUGGAAUCAAGGCCCAGGAGGUCCGCCAAAUGCUGGUUCUUCUAUGGUUGGACGAGGACAGAUGUCACAGCAAACUAUCUCGUUAACUCCACCUCCGACGAAGAAACAAAAUGCUCCCAAAUUAAGUCCUAAGAUGCCGCAUCAAGUGCAAUCGGUCAUGCAGCAGCCACCGUCGCAAUCCAUCGGACCAAAGGGAUCGAUCACUCAUGGUACACCAGUAAAUGCCGCUGGCCAACAAAUUAUACUUCAAGGUCAAACCACGCUCAGUCCUCGCUAUGACAAUAUGCUUCGACAGACGCCACCCUCAUCGAACGACAAACAUGGAUCCAUCACCCAAGGAACACCGGUUCACGUAACCACUCACACGUUACCGGAUAAACGUGCAGCCUACGAGUACAAAUCAUACAACAAUCGUCAGAGCCCAGCACAAGUGUCUCAACCGCCACCUCAAGGAAGUCCUCAGGCACCCCAAUUUCAGUGUGGUAGGAAUGCUCCUACAUUUACCCUAGAACCGCAGCAGCUGAGCUCACGACAAAUCAUCAUGAAUGACUACAUUACAUCGCAGCAAAUGCAUGGUCAGUCGCAAGGACGCAACUCGGUGGGAUCUGGUGGACGACCGGAAAAAGAAUCUCCAUCGCCACGAAGCGUUCCCAACAUGGCCAAUUCAUCAGCUGCUUUACUGUAUGCUGUUGCCGAACGGGAACGAAAUACCAGGCCAGAAUAUCUGAGCCGAGCGUCACCUGCCGAUCACGUUAACAGGGUUUCUCCUGUUUUCAGUACUCCUAGUCCGCACAGGACCCCCCCUCCACCGCAAAGGCAAGGGGUAAUCCAGAGACACAACACUGUAGGAGGUAGUGGAAACGCCAGUGGUGGUGCUGGAUCUAAACCGCCAAGUCCAGCUCCCAAUCGAUUGCAUCUUGUCCCGCCGCCACAUCAUUAUAUGCAAGGACAUGAUGCAUUCACUUCAUUGGUUGAUCUAGCCGUGCAGCAGCAGCCAAUGACGGUACCGCACAAGGACGAUAAGCGACCAUCGAUCGUUGAGCAGCAGCAGGCUCCGCAGCCACCGCCACCGACGCAUCAUGACAUCCGCUAUCACCCGGCAACAAUGAUUCAGAUCCAUCACCAACAGCAGCAGCAGCAACAGCAGCAGCAACAGCAACAACAACAUCAAGCUGCAGCUGCAGCGGCAGCAGUUGCGGCAGCUCAACAGCAACAACAUCAACAUCAAGCAGCUGCUGCCGCCGCUGCUCAACAACAGCACGCAGUUGCAGUUGCAGCGCAACAACAUCACGCUGCAGCGGUGCAGCAGCAACAGCAACUUCAGAGGCAUCAACAGCUUGACAUGCAACGCCGUCAGCAACCCCAGAUGCAUCCUUCGAUGCAGCAUCCAUCGGUUGUAGCCUAUCGGGAACAACAUAUGGAAAUUGUCAACUAUCGGGAACGGCUCGAACGCGAACGUAUGCAAGCCGAACAACGGGAACGCUCGAUCAUGGCCGAAAGGGAACGAGAGAGACAAAUGGAACGUGAACGAGAAAGGGAACGGGAGAGGGAACGUGAGCGCGAGCGAGAGCGGGAACAGCGCGAACAACGUGAUAGACAACAGCGCGAGCGAGACCGGGAGCGUUUAGCUCACCAAGAAGAGGAGGAACGUAGAAGGAAGCACUACGAUCUUAUUAAUGAAAGAAUGGAAAGGCCAAUGGAGCCAGGAAUGGGAAUGCGACCAUCUUCGGACGGCUCGUUGACCGCGGCCAAUCUGAUAGAUGCGAUAAUUACCCAUCAGAUUAAUCAGACGGCGUCGGAACCACCGCUGCCGCCCAACCGUGAUCUGCACCGUCCUUCUUAUUACCCAUCCCGCGACCAUCGCCCAUCACCAAUCAGUGAAAACAACGGGAAAUCUCAUUCACCCAACGUGAUAAACAUCGACGUCGACUCGGAACCUGUACGGACGAAAAACAUCACGAUUGGUGAAUUGGCAGAGACCAUCAUUGCCAAAGACUACUCGCCGAACCCGAAUCCGUUCCUGCAAAUGCGUCCCUCGAUGAUACCUAUGUCACUGGACCCGUCUAUGGUGCCGUCGGAAGCGUGGAAAUAUCGUAGGAUGCCACCGAGUAAGGAAGAUCAAUCACCCCACGGACAACCUCCGCCGUCUCCUUCGCAACAAUCUGUGCAAUUACAAGUGCAACAAUCGCAGCAAGGACCACCUGGGCAUCAAUAUGUGCAAUCAGGAAACAAAGGUCCAGGACGAUCUACACCUGACGAUCGCCACAUUAUUCGGAUGGCACAAUCUCCAGGACCUCGAAAUAAGUUUCACGAUUCCGUUUCGCCUGACACGCAGUUUUUUCAUCCGGGUGCGCCCCUAAGUCGAGGGCCACGUGACUUUGCCUUGGAUUGCUACGUCAAGAAUCGAAUUGUGGAAGCAAUGCGAACAGAAGAUGACAAACGUGCCGAUGAUGGAAGAGAUCAGCAAUCGCCACGCAACCAGUCGCCUGCACAGCAUGGAGGACAUGGACCUCCUCCUCCUGCUCAUCACAACAAAGAUCACGAUCGUAGCUCCACACCAGGAGAUAUGAUGAUUGAUGAGGAAACUGGGCGCCCUGCCUCUGGAGGCAACAGUCAUCGACCACCGUCAUCUCAGCAAAUGUCAUCGCAUUCGCAACCACAGGGAGGAAUGCACAACUCCCUACAUUCGUCACCCUACCUAGGAAAUCAACCCGUUCCUCCGCCAGCGACCACUUUUGCUCCACCCACGUACUAUCCAUACAGUGCGUUGACUGUAACGGGUGGCCCAGUAGGCAAUCUUGGUCCUCCAGGACCGCCCAAUAAGACGACCCUGGUUGUACCAACGCUGGGUGGUGCUGGCGGUAGUAGCGGUAUUCCACCACCCAAUAGCGGUGGUGGUAUGAACGAUGACCGACAAUCUUCAUCCAAUGCAUCAAUUGAACCGAAACCACUACUCUCGGCUCAAUAUGAAGCGCUCAGUGAUGAAGAUUAGAUCAAUCGUAUUCAUUUGUAUCGUUGUAGAACGAAAAUGAUAGGACAUCAACAUCAACAAAACAAGUUGAAUACACAUUCAGUAUGAAUUCUAUCUCAUGCAAACUUGUAAUUUAUUAUAAAUAUUAAUUAUAAUACAGAAAUUAUGAUAAUAAAACUAAAGUAUGAAUGAAUAAUUAUCUAUGAAAAGGUAAGCAUGUAUUAAAAAGUAAUACAUAAAAUGCUAGAACACUUUAACACUGAUAAAGGCAAAAACAGCUAGAGAUAUACAACGAGAAUUAUUAAUAAACAACACAAUCCAGAAUGAAGAGAAGGAUAGAAAAAUUAUCGAUUACUCCAUUAAACGCUAAAUCUAUCCUAUAAAAAAAAACCAUCUGCAGAAUAAUCUUAUCCAGUCGAAAUACAACUGACAGAGAUACAGAGUUUAAUGCGCUUAACCCUUCUAAGAAACGUCCCCGGCUAGCGAGAAGCACAUACGAUUAAUGAGAAUCUACUCACACACAUACACACGCAAUCACUUCACCCUCGCAGGGAUCAUCGAUCGUCGGUCGUAGGUAACCGGUUGGAUGCGGACAGUUCCCGGACCAAGGGGGUGCAAGGGAAAGAGAACUGAAGUGAAUAGAUUUGGUCUCAUCGUUCACGAUUGUUGACUGUGUGUAAAAUAAAUGAACCAAAUGAAGUUCUUCGCAAAGUACUACUCGAGAAUGUUUUAAUGUGUUUAUUGAACAAAAAGAAAAACAAAAUGUUAAAGUCAGAAGCUAAAUAUGUCAAGAUGGAAGCUUAUCCACGAAAACAAAAUGGAAGGGAUUUACUGUACGAGCUUGUUUGAAAAGCUAGAGACAAACAAACAAACAAAUAAAUAAAUAAACAAAUAAAAAUAGUUCGUCUAUGCCAACCAAUCCGGGAGAAUGCAAACCAACAAGUCAAACAAUGCUAGGGCUGUUAUGAGUUCUCAUUGUUAGUUUUUCGUUUCGUUUUUCUUUUCUAAGUUCAUAGCUUUCGUUCCAAACACAUUCUUUCCUUUCUAUCACGGAAAAAUGUUUGAAUUCCGGAUAUUAGCGAAGGUGAAAAGAGAGACAAAAAACAAAACUGUAAAGAAAAUACUGUGUAGCAUGUAACUUUUAGUAUGGUUUAAGAUCAGUGCAGAGCAGGCAAAUAGAAGCAAGUGAAGCUAAUGUUCCAAUUAAGUCCAACUGCUGAGAUUACCGCGCUGUACAAUAUAAAUACAGAACUAAAAAAAACGCAUACUGCAUCAAGACAAAAAAAAAGAAGUUUAAAAACGAGAGAAAACGAGGAAAAAAGUGGUAUGUUAUGUUCUCUAUAAAGUAUAAAAAUGCAUGUAAUUAUAUUAUCGUCAAGUUCAUUAUAGUUCUGAAUUUUUAAGUUACAACUUAAAAAAGAGAAAAACUAACAAUUCAUUGAUUGCUGAAAAUAUAAAUUUAGUUAGGUAGACAGAAAGAAAUUAGAUCGUCUUAAGGCAGAGAGAAUCAAUGAUUAAUAUUAUGUAACAUUUGUGUUAAGCCUCUUUUUAGUUUGUAAUUAUUUCCUUCUUUUUCUAAAAAAAAAGUAUAUAUUAACACGAUAUGCAAAAUCUAAGCAUUAAGUGAAUAAAAUAUAAAAUAAUUAAAAUUAACAA